UGCCCACCCCGCCAGACCGACUCGGCUCGACACCACACAACCCAAGAAACACCACCGCUACCGAAGCGAUAUACAACUCUCGAUCGAGUAUCACUAUAACCGAAUCUUACGAUAAAAUCCUCCGAUACCCUUCGUAAAACCGAAAAUACUCGCCCAGCAUGCCUGCCCCGACCGCCAAGCAGGUAGAGGUUUCUGCCCCGCCAUUCGAGGCGGCUUUCCAAGAGCCUCAGCAAGACGAGGAGCUCCUACUCGAUGCGCCCACCCUGCCCGAAGAGAUGGACGCGAUUCUGCCCAGCGUAACGCAAAACGGAGAGGAGGGCGAAAUGGUUGUCGACGAGGAGAACCGCCCGCACUUUGCGCCCGCCAGAGACAUUGAUCCCGUCACCAGAAUAGAGACUCGCAAGGUCCCUGUGCCUCCUCACCGAUUCACCCCGCUCAAGUCUUCCUGGCCCCAGAUCUACCCCCCGCUCGUCGAGCACCUCAAGCUCCAGGUCCGCAUGAACCCCCGCCGGAAACAGGUUGAGCUCCGGACCUCGAAGCAUACCACCGAGGACGGCGCCCUGCAAAAGGGCGAGGAUUUCGUCAAGGCCUUCACCUUGGGCUUCGAUGUCGACGACGCUAUUGCGCUGCUGCGUUUGGACGACCUUUACAUCGAGACUUUUGAGAUUCGCGAUGUCAAGCAGGUUAUGGGUAACGAGGCGCAAGGCCGUGCCAUUGGUCGCAUUGCAGGCAAGGACGGCAAGACAAAGUUCGCGAUCGAGAACGCCAGCAAGACCCGUAUCGUCCUGGCCGACAGCAAGAUCCACAUCCUCGGCGCGUACAAGAACAUCCACAUGGCUCGUGAGUCCAUUGUCAGCUUGAUUCUCGGAAAGCCGCCUUCCAAGGUCUACGGCAACCUGCGGACGGUCGCGGCGCGCAUGAAGGAGAGAUUCUAGAGAGACGGGAUAGCAUCGAAAAAAAAAAGAAGCCUUUGGACAAACGAGGCGGGAAGAUCAAAAUCAUGGGGAAAAGACUCUUUUUUUCCACCUUUUUGGGUGGGUUUAAUGAUUGGCAUGAAUGGCAUCCUAUCAUGGACUAUGGCGUUGUGGGCAUUUUAGAGAGAUUCCAAAAAAAAAAAAACCCCUUUUUCAGCUAGGGACUUGGGGAAGAAAUGAAAGAAAGAAUUCAAAACAUUUUGAGUUCGUACAUAUCUCACAAAUGACUUGCAAGAUGAGAC
Messenger RNA from Colletotrichum phormii, 1216 nucleotides. Its product is annotated as pre-rRNA-processing protein PNO1. NCBI's taxonomy places the organism in Eukaryota, Fungi, Ascomycota, Sordariomycetes, Glomerellales, Glomerellaceae. Gene Ontology annotation, cellular component: nucleolus. The coding region runs from base 159 to 935 and encodes 258 amino acids. The record is from RefSeq and is a predicted model, not a curated record. Gene Ontology annotation, molecular function: RNA binding. The transcript has 5 exons.